This is a messenger RNA of Photinus pyralis (common eastern firefly), 1600 nucleotides long. RefSeq names its product mitochondrial folate transporter/carrier-like. Gene Ontology annotation, biological process: folate import into mitochondrion; nucleotide transport. NCBI's taxonomy places the organism in Eukaryota, Metazoa, Arthropoda, Insecta, Coleoptera, Lampyridae. Gene Ontology annotation, molecular function: FAD transmembrane transporter activity; folic acid transmembrane transporter activity. Bases 438 to 1394 code for a protein of 318 amino acids. The transcript has a single exon. Gene Ontology annotation, cellular component: mitochondrion. The record is from RefSeq and is a predicted model, not a curated record.
UUUGGAGGUUUCCUUUGCGCUGGUCCCAUCCACAAGCGGUUGAGAAGCAGGCACAAAGGUCUCUUCUUGGUGAUCCCCUUCAAUUGGUCGUUGUAUUAUUACUAUUAUUAUUAUCCCCCCUUUUAAUUUACACUCCAUGGGAAAAUUGAAAUACGGUUGGUAAGCGGUACGUUCCUAUUAAUCUAUUUGUUAUGGGAUGCGUAAAAGAGAACGACGUUUUCGAAACGUCAACGCGCCGCGCGGUGUUGCAUUGCACUUGCAGGAAUUUGAAAUGAAAGUUGAUACGUGCAUGAUUGCUACGCCACUGGUUAAUAUUAUGAAACACAUAACCUAGAAAUUUUGUAAGACAUGAAAAUCCGAUAAAAGUUUAACCUUAUCGAAAUGUGAAGUAAUAAGCAAUCUUUAAUAAAGUUACUUGCUUUAGACGAGGUGUUUAAAUGGCAACCAUAGCAAAAAAUCCGCCUUCACCAUUAAAAAAAUUCCAUUUCCUUCACGGUGUAAAGUACGAGCAUUUAGUUGCCGGUGUAGCGGGUGGGUUAGCAUCCACAUUAAUCUUACAUCCGUUAGAUUUAAUCAAAAUUCGUUUUGCUGUAAACGACGGUAGAAGCAGUUUACCUCAACAGUAUAAAGGCAUAACAAAUGCGUUUACAACAAUAUUCAGAGAAGGCGGUAUAACUGGUCUAUACCGUGGAGUUACUCCAAAUUUGUGGGGCGCUAGUACAUCGUGGGGUUUAUAUUUCCUCUUCUAUAAUGCGUUAAAAGUGCACACUCAAGGUGGAAAUGGAGAUAUACCGUUAGGAGCAACGGCACAUUUAGUAUCGGCUGCCGAAGCAGGCGUCUUAACAUUACUAAUUACAAAUCCGUUGUGGGUCGUCAAAACACGAUUAUGUUUGCAGUACGAUACAGCUCCUGUAAACUCAAAAAAUGUUGUUUACUCAGGAAUGAUCGAUGCUCUUAAACAAAUCUAUCGACAAGAAGGCAUACGUGGUUAUUAUAAAGGAUUAGGACCAGGUAUAUUUGGUGUAUCGCAUGGGGCUGUGCAGUUCAUGACGUAUGAAGAAAUGAAGAAUAAGUACAAUCAAUAUUACAAUUUACCAAUUACGAACAAGUUGGGUACAGUUGAAUAUUUACUAUUUGCUGCAAUUUCAAAAAUAAUCGCCGCAGCCAGUACAUAUCCAUACCAAGUUAUAAGAGCAAGACUACAAAAUCAACAUUAUCGAUAUGAAGGCUCUUGGCAUUGUGUACAACAAACUUGGAAGUAUGAAAGAUGGAGAGGAUUUUAUAAAGGGUUAGGAACAAACUUACUACGAGUGACACCUGCUACAAUGAUUACAUUUUUAACGUAUGAAAAUGUUUCACACUUCCUUCUAAAUAGAAAUGCGAAUACAUUGUAGAAAAAUUAGAAUAGGUAAUUUUUGUAAAUGUAACGUCAUAUGUAUACUUGAAUUGUUCCUUUUCAAUCACUGUUACUUGUUGAAACAUAAUUUCGCAUCUGUGAUUUGUUUAUGUGAAUAAUGUUAAAGACAUGCACCAAUUUUACCCCAAUGUCUUAUUUUUUUAAUAUUUUUAUUUCUAGUCGAAUAAAUUUUACUGAACAAUA